AUGGUCGCACAACUCCUUAGACUGACACAAAACUGUCAGAUAAAAGAAAACUUCAGCUUUGUAUUGACGACAUUUUUCACCCAUCUCCUGUGUUUGCUUGUUCUGGCCGUGUUUUUCCAUUACCGCUGGAAGCUGAGGUACCUCUACUUUAUUGGUCAACGGCGGCUGCACAUUGGUGGACGUUUGGUCAACUACAACCCACAGGUUGAUGUCUUUGUCACGUACGAUGAGGGUGAACCAAGAAUCCGUCAAAUUGUAAGAAAUAUUAUCCUGCCAUUCUUGAGAGAGAAGAACAUCUCUUACAUUUUAGGAGAAAUAGACUUUCCAGGUGGGGACAUGGUGUCACACAUCAGUGGAGCUAUAACUGGCACAAGAAAAACGCUGAUCUUGUUGUCUGAAGAUCUUUUCUUGGAUCACUACCGAGAGUAUGAGAUGAACCUGGCCAUCAUGCGAGAGUUCAAUGUACGAGCCCGUCUGAGCAUAAAAGAUAAGAACAGAAAUACGUUCAGCAAGUAUGACACAUCUUCUGAUGCAAGUAUCUAUUAG
Messenger RNA from Physella acuta, 546 nucleotides. RefSeq names its product toll-like receptor 4. Gene Ontology annotation, biological process: signal transduction. Lineage: Eukaryota; Metazoa; Mollusca; Gastropoda; Physidae. The record is from RefSeq and is a predicted model, not a curated record.